Bipolaris zeicola 26-R-13 is the source of this 669-nucleotide messenger RNA. RefSeq lists its product as uncharacterized. The transcript has a single exon. NCBI's taxonomy places the organism in Eukaryota, Fungi, Ascomycota, Dothideomycetes, Pleosporales, Pleosporaceae. The record is from RefSeq and is a predicted model, not a curated record. The coding region runs from base 1 to 669 and encodes 222 amino acids.
AUGCCUUCCUAUCUCCGCUCCAACCCUCGCGCCUACUCCUUCCCUCCAUGGGUCGAGACGUCCGACGACGACUCCAGCCAUCUGCCCGACAUCGACGAGGACCCCUUUGCCCACUUCAUCACCCCCAUCACCGACGCCGAGGAUCCCUACGAGCUGUCUCUGAGCGCCGGCAUCGACGCCGACGAGGGACCACGCACCGCAAAGACGACCAAGUUCAGGUCCAACGUCGCCGGCAGGUGGGCUCGCUAUGUCAAGCAGAACCACGCCCCACUCCACAACGUCUAUCACGUGCCAACCAUCUACGAGGAGGACGAAGAGUCCUUCAUGGGGCUUGAUGACGAACGCUUAAACGACACACCCCACGUGGUGUCUCAGCUUAGCCCAUCAAAGAUCAGCAUUGCUGAACCAAGUCGAGGACGUGCCCAGGACCUUGCUGCCCGCAAGCAACAGAAUCGUCGCCGCUACUCACGUACACUAUCCGGCCAUCGCCAUUCUUGGCGAGAACCCAGCCCGGAUCUCUUCACUGUAGACGAGUCAGAAGAGGACGAGGGCCCUGUGCUCCGUCGACCAAAAACCAGAAAAGCAAAGGAUGGUGCCGAACGCCGGAGGUCAUCGACAAGGUCAAAGUCAAGAGCAAGGGCAGACUCAGUGACAGACGUGUCGAGGUAA